Messenger RNA from Brassica oleracea var. oleracea, 728 nucleotides. RefSeq names its product nucleoside diphosphate kinase 1. The transcript is spliced from 3 exons. Gene Ontology annotation, biological process: GTP biosynthetic process; CTP biosynthetic process; UTP biosynthetic process. Lineage: Eukaryota; Viridiplantae; Streptophyta; Magnoliopsida; Brassicales; Brassicaceae. The record is from RefSeq and is a predicted model, not a curated record. The coding region runs from base 62 to 508 and encodes 148 amino acids. Gene Ontology annotation, molecular function: nucleoside diphosphate kinase activity.
UGUCUUCUCUUCAUUGCGUCUAGAUAUUGCCGACGAGUGAACUGGUAACAAAGAUCUGACAAUGGAACAAACUUUCAUCAUGAUCAAGCCCGACGGCGUCCAGAGGGGUCUGGUCGGUGAAAUCAUCUGCAGAUUCGAAAAGAAGGGUUUCACUUUGAAAGGUCUGAAGCUGAUCACUGUGGACCGUCCUUUUGCUGAGAAACACUACCAAGACUUGUCUGCCAAGCCUUUCUUCAGUAGCCUUGUUGAUUACAUAAUCUCUGGUCCAGUCGUUGCUAUGAUCUGGGAGGGGAAGAACGUUGUUUUGACAGGAAGGAAGAUCAUUGGAGCAACUAACCCUGCGGCUUCUGAACCAGGAACCAUCCGUGGGGAUUUUGCUAUUGACAUUGGCAGGAACGUGAUCCAUGGGAGCGACUCAGUGGAGAGUGCUAACAAGGAAGCUGCUUUGUGGUUCCCUGACGGACCUGUGAACUGGCAGAGCAGCCUUCAUUCUUGGAUCUACGAAUGAUUCUGACGCGUGUGGUUGUUUGUUACCCUUUUUAUCCUUUGGUUAUGAAUCGAAACAUGUCUCUCCGUUUGUUACCUUUUUUUGCUUGUCUUCUUCCGUUUGCUUGUCUCCAAGAAAGCCUAUCGAUUUUCGUUGUCAGUUGUAUCACCGAUAUCUGAGUUGACAUCUUUUAUUUUGCACUAGGUGUAGUUGGAACAUAAGUUACUCUGUUUUAGGUGAA